CUAAUCUGAAACAGUUAGUCGCUAAACUCUUAACAGAGCAGAUCGAAACAAGAAUAAAUAUAUCAGAAUAGUGUAAAUCACAAUUAAAUAAUAUGGCGCUAUAUGAUGGCAUGCUUCUUUUAGCAGAAAUAUUCGUGCUUUUUUUCCAAAUUCUCUAUUACAUCUGUGAAAGUAUAUAUAAGUUAUUUGCUCCAGUAGAGAAAAAAAGUGUGGCUGGUGAAAUUGUUCUGGUAACAGGUGCGGGUCACGGCAUAGGAAAGGAAUUAGCAAUUGGUUACGCCUUGUUAGGAGCCACAGUAAUAUGUUGGGACAUCAAUGAAGAAGCCAACCAACAGACAAAGAACGAGAUUAAAAAAAUGGGAAAAGACUCUGUAUAUGCAUAUCGAUGCGACGUAACAAACAGAGAAGAAGUCUUCAAGGUAGCCAAAAAAGUAAGAAAAGAAGUGGGCGAUGUUAAUAUUUUAAUUAAUAAUGCUGGCAUAGGAAUUUUAAAAACAUUUCUAAAUUACAACGACGAUGAAAUUUUGCGAACCAUAAAUGGGAAUCUUAUCGCGCAUUAUUGGACAUUGCGUGCAUUCUUACCAAGCAUGAUUGAAAAGAACCAUGGUCAUGUCGUUGCGGUCUCAUCAUUAUUAGCAAUUGUAAUGUUAAUGUAUGCGACAGUUUACUCUUCUACAAAAAUCGCAGUCAGAGCAUUUAUGGAGAGUCUGAAUGAAGAAUUGCGUAUAUCCAGUAAGGGAAAAUCUUUGAUUAAAUUCACUACCGUUUUCCCAACUGUGGUAUUUAACGGAAUGCUCAAAAAGCCAAUAGUGAAAUUUCCCAGUUUAAUAAGCCCACUACCACCAAAGGAGGUUGCUUCACUAAUAAUCGAUGCGCAAAGAGAAAAUUGUAGGGAAAGAAAUAUACCAUCUCAUUUGUCACCAUUAUUAACGAUACUUAAAAAUCUCCCGAUUAAGGCACAAGAAUGCUUAAAAGAUGCAUUUAUUGGUACAAUUGCUGAACCAGAUGAUUGAAAAAUACAAAAGUUUAAUACAGAUCUCGUCAUGCAAUUUGUUACAUUAAAAAUAUAAAAAAUGUAUGCGG
Molecule: messenger RNA, 1083 nt
Organism: Linepithema humile (Argentine ant)
Lineage: Eukaryota; Metazoa; Arthropoda; Insecta; Hymenoptera; Formicidae
Source: RefSeq, a predicted model, not a curated record